ACAAACCCUAGUACCCCAGUCUUGCACUCGGUAGAUAUAUCAGAUACUAAAGCCUCCACAGCUGCAGCACUGCUUCUCUCUGAGUCUUCUCGUUGCUCAUAGCUCUGUAGCUGAUCGGAUCCAAUGGCGCCAAAGAAGGAUAAGGCUCCACCACCGUCAUCGAAGCCGGCGAAGUCUGGAGGAGGGAAGCAGAAGAAGAAGAAGUGGAGCAAAGGAAAGCAAAAGGAGAAGGUUAACAACAUGGUCUUGUUCGAUCAAGCCACCUAUGAUAAGCUUCUCUCCGAAGCCCCCAAGUACAAGCUCAUCACACCCUCUAUCCUCUCCGAUCGUUUAAGGAUUAAUGGAUCGCUUGCAAGGAGGGCUAUCAGAGAACUGAUGGCAAGAGGUUUGAUCAGGAUGGUCUCUGCCCAUGCCAGCCAGCAGAUCUACACUAGGGCAACAAACACCUAGAUGUCAUAUUUGUGUUGGUAUCUUUUAGUUUUGUAGUCUGUUUUUCUUUUUGGCUAAAGCUUGACUGGUUUUGCAUUUCUUUUUAAGAGAUUUCCAUGCAUGAGUUACAAUCUUAGACCAUUGUCAGUUGUGUUUGAAGAAGGUUUAUUUGGAUUUCUUGAUAUGCUGGAUUAAGCUUUUGUACCUUUUGAGUAGUUUGCUAUAAACAGCUCUUUGGUUUUUCAA
Messenger RNA from Manihot esculenta (cassava), 675 nucleotides. Its product is annotated as 40S ribosomal protein S25-2. Bases 124 to 450 code for a protein of 108 amino acids. Gene Ontology annotation, cellular component: cytosolic small ribosomal subunit. Gene Ontology annotation, molecular function: structural constituent of ribosome. The transcript is spliced from 3 exons. NCBI's taxonomy places the organism in Eukaryota, Viridiplantae, Streptophyta, Magnoliopsida, Malpighiales, Euphorbiaceae. The record is from RefSeq and is a predicted model, not a curated record.